AUGAAAGUUGCACGGAGCUGCUACUCGGCUCGCAGCAUUUACGCUAUUACUGAAAAAGUUCAUUUUUUUUUCUUGCCGCUGAUCUCCAUAUCUCAAAGUAGUGAUCUGUCGUUUUACGGGUUUGUAUUGUCACAGCGGAAACACCAGGCGUGGUUUGCUUACCUUUUGUACAACAACAUGGCAGCUGUGGUCGCACCAAAGAAAUUGGGACAACAACGACCGCGACAUUUUUCCUGGCUUAUUUCGUAG
Molecule: messenger RNA, 249 nt
Organism: Amoebophrya sp. A120
Lineage: Eukaryota; Dinophyceae; Syndiniales; Amoebophryaceae
Source: the annotation of a GenBank genome assembly